Camellia sinensis is the source of this 776-nucleotide messenger RNA. Its product is annotated as Cupredoxin superfamily protein. Gene Ontology annotation, molecular function: electron transfer activity. NCBI's taxonomy places the organism in Eukaryota, Viridiplantae, Streptophyta, Magnoliopsida, Ericales, Theaceae. Gene Ontology annotation, cellular component: plasma membrane. The record is from RefSeq and is a predicted model, not a curated record.
CAAAUAAACCAACCCUUCAUUUAUAAUUCAUUUGAUGCUUAUCUCUGAUUGGGUUGUAUAAUGAAAAUGGCAAAGCAAGUUGUGGUGUGUGUUCUUGGUGUUCUUGGCCUUGCUCUAACCUGCAAAGCAACUUUUUACACCGUCGGGGAUAGCUCCGGUUGGGAUAUUAGCACUGAUCUUGAUACAUGGGUGAAGGGCAAGACAUUCGCCGUUGGGGAUGUCUUAUUGUUCCAAUACUCAUCAACCCACAGCGUGAAUGAGGUAACAAAAAACAAUUACCAGGGGUGCAACACGACCAAUGUACUACAAUCCAGUAGUAAUGGGAACACAACAUUUCCUCUCUCCACACCUGGUGACAGGUACUACGUUUGUGGCGACAAAUUGCAUUGCCUCGGAGGAAUGAAACUUCACAUUAACGUCGCAGGCAAUCAAGCCGCGUCGCCCACCAAUGCCCCGGAGUCCGCUACCACCUCUCUUCCGACGACGCCUUCUUCCAAGAGCAACAACCCUACAACUCUAACUUCUAGUGGCUCAACUGUGUUUGUUCAUGGUGGAAUGGGUUCUCUUGUCUUGGGUUUUAUGGGUUUGGUGACUAGUACUAUGUUUUGGGUGUUUUGAAGUUGUCUAUAAUGUGUUCCUAUAUGUAAUUUUUAUUUUUUUGGUAUACCAAUCUCAUUUUAAAUAAAUGUUUUAUAGCUGCAGAUCUGAAAAAGAGAAAUGUUAUAUGUGGCGGAAAUUUUUUUAAUGUUAUUUCAUGGUAUAUGUGGUUAUGAUGA